GCUCCUGUGAAAGCGCGAUGUUCAAAUUUGUUUCCGGUUUUACUUUUAGCCUUUGUCGCUAAGCCAGAGACAUGGAGCGACCUCAAAACAGUGUGGUGAGGACUCCCAUCGAAAGCAUUGUGGCUCAGAGGAGGAGCAAAAAUAAAAGCUACAGACAGUCAUACCGCAGCUGCCUAGGCGCUGCUUCAAGGCUCGGCCACGCCCCAGGAUGGACAGCGCGGAGGCUCAACACCAGCAGAAGAACAAAGUCACACAAUAUCACUGAGAAGGUGAAUCCAGAGGAUCUGGCCUUACUGGUGAAGACAGAGUGGCAGCUAUCGUACGUUACACCGCUCUACCAGUUCAGACACACCCAGCUCAGGAGCUACUCGAGGCAGCUUUCGGCAUUUAUUACUGCAGAGAAGCAGCAGGGUUUGGCAGUGGAGGUUGAGGGAGCGCAGACCAGCUUCAGAGUUUCCUUCUCUGUGGUGCAGGGGCUGGGAGAGACGAACGAUGAUGCUGAGACGGUCCUCGUACAGAUCCAUUCAAAGCCAGUGUUUGCAGGGAAGGAUGAGGCGCAGAAGUUGGUGUGGAGCGGCUGGCUGACCUGCAUCAAUGGCAAUCCUGAAUAUCUUCACUCGCUUCCGAAGGACUUCACCUGUCUGCCGCUCUUUGGCAGCCGUGGGGCUGAGAAUCUCACCUCGUUGGUCAAAUCCUGGUUUCAGCAGACCUUUGACUGCUGCUUUGGCCCUCUGGAAAUCAACCAGACCUUCCUGCAGUGGCUAACGGCAUUAUGGACUAACUGCCACAUAGAGUCCAGCAUCCAGCAUCUCAAAAUGAUUUGGACUCUUCCGGUUGAGCCACCGUUGCAGAUCACCUACACAGUUAACCCUCAAGAUGUGUGGGAGCUGUGGAACAGUGUGAGGACCCCUUCACUGGAGAGCAGGGAGGAGGAGGAGACGGCGAGAAGCAUUGACAUCGAGGAGGUGACGAGGUUCAUGCAGGGCCUAAUGAGCCACUUCUACAGGCAUUUCAGAUUGGACCUGUCAGCAGGACGCCUGAGUCAGGUCUCAUCUGCACUGGGAUCAGCCAAGUUCAGCGGCAGGGUCAAGAUGUCCAACAGCAGAUAUGUCCUCACAACCCUAUCACUGCUGACAGAGUGUGCCCUUCUCAAAAUGCCCAUCUGAGCACAAAAUAAUGACUUUGCAGCAAGAGGAAAUGCAAAUUCUGCAAUAUCAGUUUGCAAAACCUGUUAUGGAAUAACAAAUAUGGCUUUUAUUCUUUUCUUUUUUUUUUUUCUUUUAUGAGCAAAAACAAACAGUGUAGCCUCUUUACAUGAAUUCACCACAGGCUAGUGGCUUCUGGCUUUUUUAUAUUAAUUUUUUUCCCCCUUUUCAUACUACAGAUCUGGGACGUUACAGGAGCUCAGCACAGGGAGGAUUGUGCUUGUAAUUAUGAAAAAUUGAGGAUAAAAUCUGAAUGUUUCUUGUCCGCUCACUCAGCUCUUCUUGUAAAUACAUUGUAUGUUUAUUCAUGUUCAUUCACCUCUUUGUAUAUUUUUGUCAUUUAUAGUUAUAAAUAAAAACCAAACAAGUGAUAUUAAAAAAAAAAAAAGGAAGCAAAUUGUCACAACGGAACUAAGCAGAUGUUAGAUUUCUGUGUGACUGAGAGCUUUGGCUUUUAUUGUUAGUAAAGUAACUUUAGGUCAGGGGCUUUGAUGUAGCCCCUGACCUAAAGGAGUCAACGCCAUUGUCCUGCCCUUUAAUCCAACUUAAAUCUGCUUGGCUGCUCUUUAUAACAGAAAGUUUAAACACCAGGUGGGUGGGGCUUCAGUGCUCACCCGUGAUCGUUUUUUAGGAGUUUAAAGUGAAACAAAUGUAUGAAACUAAAUGUAGGAGCAAACAGAGACCUCAUUAUUUUAAAAUGACCAUAUUUUAUCUAAGGACAUCAUUAUUAUCCAUCUCUGCAGUGCACAUAUUACACAUGCAGGUAAAUUAGAUAUGGCAGAAUCUGGCUCCUUUAGAAGGUUAAUGAAUUUCUUAUCAAUUAUCUUAUUUAGUUUAACACCAUCAACAAUUGCAGUGGGGUGGAGGUGUAUUGCGAAGUAGGAUUUUAUGUAAGUUCUCAUGUUUGAACAACUACAAGUGGCACAUGGUGAGCAGGACCUUAAUAACACCACUGAAUAACGCUACAGUCUGCAUGCUUGGUCUUAACUAGCUGCCAUGUCUGAUUUACUCUGCUAAUGUUGCUUUAUAAAAUAAUAAAGAUUUAUCUAUAUGUUGGCUGUUAAUCACCAAGAAUAUUCAAUCUCUAAAUUAUUUCGCUUUGAUAUGCCUCUGUACUCUCAGUGGUUCUGUGAAUGAAAAAGUGCUAAAAUAAAUAUAUUAAUGGUAAAUUCAUAAGAUUGUUGCAGCAUUCAUUACCAGUUCUGAUCAUCUCUCUUACUGAAGUAGGAAGGUAACAAUUUGAUGCAAGGCUACAGCAGAGAGCCCGGGUGAUAGUGAAAACCACCAACUUG
Messenger RNA from Maylandia zebra (zebra mbuna), 2497 nucleotides. RefSeq names its product centromere protein L (gene cenpl). The record is from RefSeq and is a predicted model, not a curated record. NCBI's taxonomy places the organism in Eukaryota, Metazoa, Chordata, Actinopteri, Cichliformes, Cichlidae.